Molecule: messenger RNA, 1097 nt
Organism: Caenorhabditis auriculariae
Lineage: Eukaryota; Metazoa; Nematoda; Chromadorea; Rhabditida; Rhabditidae
Source: the annotation of a GenBank genome assembly
AUGAAAAGAAGUCUGCCUCCCUGUAUUCGCGGUGACGUCUUGAAACAAAAUCCGUGGCGGACGAAGUUCCAACUGCAGGCUAGACAAUACCAGGUACCAGCCCAACGCUCUUAAAAGCAGCUGAGGGUUUUUUAUUCUGUGUUGAGUUGCAAAGGAAAAAAGAAAUAAAAGUGGGCUAGCCAGGCUUGUGCAAGGCCUGGAUUUUCAACCUAACGGCCUCCGUUCAUUCCCAUAACUUUUGAUGUACUUUAAUGAAACAAGUGAGAAGUGUUUUUCUGGUGAAAAAUUCUAGUUAAGAUGGCAAUGUUUUUGAAGAUGUUUUACAAUUUUUAUCGAAGCCUGGCUUGGUCCGAGCCGGCGCAAGCUUCAUUGCUUUGGGCUUAAAUUGCUUGGACCUCUGUAGCGCAAAUGUGACUCGUCCCGGACUUUUCUUGGGAUUUCUAGUAAACUUUGAGAGGGUUGAUGCCGUCCAAUGAGUUAUUAGAAAUGCUCAGAAACGUCCGGGGCGCGUACGGUUUGGGUUAUCGAGAUCGGGGCUGGACUUGUUUCUGAGAAGAAUCUCGCGCUGGCUUGGGCCAGGCCAAGCUUCAAAAAAGUUUCAAAUUUCAUUUCGAAAAACUUUCUUCCAAACUCCAAUUUCUCACCGAAAAACGCUCAUUUUUAAAAAUUCGUAGUUUCUGUUGAACUUUAACUGUAAAAAAAAAACAAGAAACAUGAUUUUUGCUAUAAAAAGAAGGUUGAUGUUCGACUUGAAGAAAACCUUAGCUUUUCGAGCCUGUUUUGCUUGAGGCUUCGCUAAGCCCAGACCGGGCUCAAAGAAUGACUUAGACCAUUAGGCUGAAGAGCCGGUCCUCGCAGAAGCCUGUCUCGGCCUUCGGUAACGAAAACCGAACGCGCUCCGGACUUUUAUGAGCAUUUCAAGGGACGCCAUUAAAGUGGUCACUAGAAAUGCGUCCAGUUUGCGUUACAGCCGAUUCACGGCUAGCUUGGGACGCAAAAAGGAGUGGCAAGUCUGUGAUCUCCAGCAACCAGCAACUGUCUCUUUUCUCAUCGUGGCAGGACCCAUUUUUCGAUGGCCCAAGCCAGCCGUGAAUUAG